Rhopalosiphum maidis (corn leaf aphid) is the source of this 4954-nucleotide messenger RNA. RefSeq names its product zinc finger protein basonuclin-2-like. The record is from RefSeq and is a predicted model, not a curated record. Bases 676 to 4386 code for a protein of 1236 amino acids. The transcript is spliced from 6 exons. NCBI's taxonomy places the organism in Eukaryota, Metazoa, Arthropoda, Insecta, Hemiptera, Aphididae. Gene Ontology annotation, biological process: regulation of DNA-templated transcription. Gene Ontology annotation, cellular component: nucleus.
CGUUGCUCUCCGCACGGCCCACACGACGUCACCGCUGCCGCCGUUGUCGUCCGCGUCUCUGUGUGUGCCCGUUUGCGCGCGCGUCCUUGUGUGUGUGAGUGUCAGCAACUAGCCGCCACUGUGAACCGCGCGCAGCAGUCACACACCGCUUCAGUACGCGGUCCGCCGUCUGUUGUGUUCGGCCGCACGUCGUUACAACGCGUCGUCGUUACCGCCGCCUACGCCGCCGCCGCCGCCGCUUGUUUUUCCGUUGUCACGCAUUAUUUUUCCACAGUGCGUUUCCUCCUCCGUCUUCUCAAAGAAAAACAAUAAUAUUAUCGUCGGUACUCGCGUCCGUCAUUGUGUAUUUAAUUCGUUAUUUAUAUACCAUACGACAGUUAUUACUGUGCGGUAUUCGAAGAAAAUACAAUUUUUGAAUGUAAAGUUAAUUUGUUACGUUAAAAAAAAAAUUGUUCGUGUUUCGGUCAAAAGUGUGUUUUACUCCGACGCCGUGUCACUUGUUGUAUUAAUACCUAAGCCCGCCUAUCCACGCUAAUGCAAAUCGUCCGACAUCGACCACCCUCGCUAAUGUCGCGAAACGGUUAAUAGAUAAAAUAAUAAUUAGGUCCAAUUUUGAGUUUUCGCCAGUGAUAUUCCAUUCGAAUUCCGCGCGCGUGUUCUGAUUUCGACUGUUUGAUGGUUAUACACGGAGCCGCCACGGGAAUCGCUCCAGCCGACAUUCAUCGGACCACUGAAUCGUUAUUCAAUACCGGUAAUGGCAGAGUGAUCGGCGCCCCGCUACGCAUGCGCCGUCCAGAAGACCAAUCGCCGAGCGCUGCUAGUGCCGGACUCAUGAUGGAGGUGUGGGCUUCAGUAGCAUCGUGGUUCCUGCGGCCUGAGAUGGCCGGAGCCAGCGUGCCGCCGAUCGUCCCUCAACCACCCCCCAUGCCAAUCCGACCUUCCCGGACGUCUACUGAUCCCCCGCAAAUGGCUAUGCCUCCAACCAUAUGCACCGCCAUCAGAUGUACGGUACCGGGAUGCGUGUGCGAUUGUUUUACGCCCGGCAAACUUCACAUACGAUUCUGCGACGCAUGCGGUCAUGGAUGGGUCCCACACGCUCUCGACAAGCUGGGAUUCGGUGGAGCUUCCUUGGGAAACGGCGCUGUGGAGCCUAUCCAACCAAACGUAGCUUUCGACAUCGCCAGUCUAGUACUAUACGGCUGUCAAGCACUACCGAUAAGACUCAAGAUCUUGUUAGACCGAUUGUUCAGCGUUCUCCGUCAAGACGAAGUGUCAGCCGUGCUCAGAGGGUUCGGUUGGACGCAUGAAGACUAUGCCAGGGGUUAUAUACUUCAGGAACCACUCGGUGGUGGAAUUUUGGAACGUUGGAACAUAUGUAGCCCAGAAGAAGAGCCGCUUGUGCUGCAACAGUUUUUGAGAUUCGGAGAAACCCGAGCAGUUACACAACAAUUGCUGUUGCACGGCUUAGGAGCUGAUUUUCGGGCUUUACCCGCCUUGGAGACUGACAUGAAACGGCUAAUGGAACGUCAGAAACAGCAAUUGAACAAUGACCAUAAGUCCGGAUUUGACAUCAAUAAAUUCCGGACACGGACACCACCUCCGCAAUCAAUACCGUUGUUGCCGCUACCACUGCCUCAACUUACACCACGACUUCAACUAGGCAGUUCCCCGCCUUCACCACCAAAACCAGUGUUUGGGUUCGCCAAGCCACCAGGUGGACUUCCUAUGUUACAGCCACCGCCAGUUGGUAAUAAUGCUUGUAAUGGAGCAGGUUCGCCACCGGCCGGUAGUCCUACCAGCAGUGUAUCGCCACUCAACAAGUUACAAAACAUGCAGCCGUUUGACUUUCGAAAGAUGCAGUCAGCUGCAUCUGGGUUUGGUGGUGGCAAGCCAUUGCAAGUCCCAUCGGGCCGACGGUCAAAUAACUCAUCAACUGACUUACUGCCGCCACCUCCACGCCCAAGCCAGCAGCAACAGCAACAACAACAGCAACAACAGCAGCAACAACAGCAGCAGCAGCAGCAACAACAAAACGACUUCAACAACAAGUACGGUCCACCCGACAGCUUAGCCGGCAGUAGUGAUUUCGGUUCCGAUGAUGGUGAUGAAGAAGAAGAAAACUCACAGAGCGCGUUGAACCUCAGCAAAGACAGUGCUCCAAAAGCGUUACGCCCGCACCGGGGUCACGUUCGCAAGACUCCACAGCCGUUAAAAAGACAGUGGGGAUCGGCUGGGUUGCCGUUGAAUUUAGGUACUCAACUCAUUAACCCAGCAACAGGAAAAAAACGCGUGCAAUGCAACGUUUGCCUGAAGACGUUUUGUGAUAAAGGGGCACUGAAAAUUCACUUUUCUGCCGUCCAUUUGCGUGAGAUGCACAAAUGCACCGUAGAAGGGUGUAACAUGAUGUUUAGUUCUAGACGUUCUCGAAACCGGCAUAGUGCCAACCCUAAUCCUAAACUUCACUCGCCACACUUACGUCGAAAAAUCUCACCACAUGAUGGGCGUAGCUCACAAGCCCACCACCCGAUGGUUAUAACUCCAUUACAGGCUUCUGCUAUGAAUCAACUAGCGUUUGGAGCGUUUCCGUUAUUGACUGGUGGCACUGACUUGAGAGCUACUGGAUCUAAACACAGUUCCGCGUCAGGCCUACACCUGGCCGAAGAACUACGUCGCUCGGCAGAAUUUUCAUCGGACAACAUGGACGAGUACAUGGACGAUGAGGAAGACGGCAUCGUUGUGGAUGGUAACGCAGUGGACGAUGAUGAAGAUGACUCAGAGCACCGAAGCGAUCGGAGCUGCAAGCGAAUGUCGGAAGAUUCUGAAGACGACGGUGGUAGCACUGCCGCCGAACCACAAAACAACCAUCACCAUCUCAACAACAAUAACAACAUAAAUAAUGACAAUAACAACGAUCGACCACCAAUAGUAGCUAUUAAGAAUGUGCACAAGCGGAAGAGCAUGAACCCGACGAGGUUUGCAGCUGCAGCUGACCUCAGCGAUGAAGGAAUGUCCUGUGCGGACGAUUACGGUUCGGUCGCGUCACCCAAAGAUAACAACAACGAAGUAGCUCCCGCCGUCUGCAAAUCGGAACCCAAUUUAACUGACGAAGAUGACGGUUGCUUAAACCUUAGCAGGAAACGGUUGUCACCCAGUCCCGUAACUGUGGGUGGCGGUGGUGACGGUGACGGAAGUGGUAGACAGUCUGCGGCGGAAGGAGUAGGAGGUGGUUCGAGAGACUCGUUACUGUCCGAAGAAGAUGACGGGCUGCUAGAAGAAGACGAUGACUUGGAUGACGACGUGGACGAUGACUUGGACUUGGACGACGACUUGGAUGAGGAUGCGGACGACUUGGACGAGUGCGACUCUGAGAGUGACGGUAAUCAUCGCGUAUAUGGCGUGUUUGAGAACGGCCGGUUCGUGGCCACAGACGACGUGCCUGUGGACAAAGACAACCCGUGUGCCUGCAUGGCGUGUGGCAAGACGUUUCCUAACCAGUUCGGUGUCAAGUCCCAUUACCAGCGCGUGCACCUGAAACUAAUGCAUAAGUGCAUAGUGGACGGCUGCAACGCGACGUUCCCGUCCAAGCGGAGUCGGGACCGACACAGUUCCAACCUAAAUCUGCACCGGAAACUGUUGUCUACGUCAUCGCCGUCGUCAUCAACGACGGAACCACCUCGGCAACAGUCUCAUCACCGUCAGUCAUCAUUGCUGCAGUCAUCGCAGCAAUCGGUCCAGAAGCAACUCCAACAGCCUUCGGCCUCGCUGCCACCACCCACACCGUCGUCGCAGCAACAUCCGCACCAGACCCAUCCAGUGCCCGCGCCUGUAGCCAGCAGUGCCGCCACCACCGCAGCCAACAUCAUGGCGGCUGCCGCUGACAACCCAUAUGGAAUGCAUGCCGAGUUCCUGGCUCGCUUGUAUGCCGAUUCGCAGCAACAGUUCCAGGCGUUCGCAGGUGGCAAUGGACUGAUGCAGGUUCCACCGCAGUUCGCCAGCGGCACGUCAGUCGGCUCACCGUUUAGGCACUUACCCGCAGCCGCAGCGGCUAUGGCUAUGGCGGCUGCGUCCGCGGCCAAUGGAUGUGGCAACGUGACAUCACCGCCGUCCGCCGCCCGGCUGGUGUACUCGGCCGACGAGGACCUGCCAGCCACACCCGACAAGGAGAAUGGCAGCAUGUACGCGUGCCGGUUCUGCAGCAAAUCGUUCCCAGACAAGAACGGCAUGCGUGAGCAUUACGAACAGCUGCACAUGCACGAAAUGCACCGAUGUAAGAUGCCCGGGUGCGGUAUGGUGUUCAGCUCUCGAACCAGGCGGAACGCUCACGCGGAGAACAGCCAUCAGCAGCAGCCGGCCUUGUCGGCAGGCGCGCAGGCCGCCACGUCGUGACCUCGACCCGUGCCUCACCACCAGCGAUUUCCCGUGCCGCCGCCCUGGUGGUGGUAGAUGCCGCACGAACGUGGUAUAAACUACAUAAUAUUAUUAUAAUAUCAUAUCGGUUGAUGUGGUAUGAUACGUUUUCAUUACGAUACUCUUAUUAUCAGUCCCCACCUAUCGCUCGUCUUCCCCUUUCACUCACCAUCUACUACUAUAUAUGUUAUUCUCGAUCACCUGUUGUAAAGUGUUUAAGAAUUUAAUUGUUAAGUCCCCGCAGCAAUCUUUUUACUUUUGUUCUGGUGCUCAAGUCAAACGUUUAACCUCAUCAUCGUCGUUUGUGUGUACAAUAAAAUAAUUAAUUAACAAUAUGCGUCUUAUACUACUCGUGUAUGUGAUUCGACUUACGAUUAUAUAACGUAUUCCCAUCACCCUCAACCCCUACAGUUUUACGAAGCGAAUUUUUAUUAUAUAAACUUUAUUAUAACUAUUACAUAUACGUAUACGAUGUAUGAAAAUAUGUGAUUCAUUUUUGUUAAUAUAUAUUUAUUAUAAUAUUUACUAUUAUUAUUAUUAUUAUUAC